Molecule: messenger RNA, 765 nt
Organism: Rana temporaria (common frog)
Lineage: Eukaryota; Metazoa; Chordata; Amphibia; Anura; Ranidae
Gene: DPH3
Product: diphthamide biosynthesis 3
Exons: 3
Coding region: 93-344 (83 amino acids)
Biological process (GO): protein histidyl modification to diphthamide
Molecular function (GO): metal ion binding
Source: RefSeq, a predicted model, not a curated record
CCAGUCAGUGACGUCCAGCCUGGGAGGCGGAGCUGAUUGUUGCAGCGUGUUCUCGUGGUGGCGGAGGUGUAGUUGCCGCUCCAGGUGUUAGGAUGGCGGUGUACCAUGACGAGGUGGAGAUCGAGGACUUCGAGUAUGACGAAGAUACGGAGAUGUAUUAUUACCCCUGUCCGUGCGGGGAUAGGUUCGCCAUCUCUAAGGAACAUCUGGAAAAUGGAGAAGAAGUUGCAACGUGUCCUAGCUGUUCAUUACUUGUCAGAGUCAUCUAUGAUAAGGAUGAAUUUAUGAAAGGGGAAGCUGUUCCUGAACCAGUUUCUGCCAAAACAGAACUGUUAAAGUGCUGAUCAUGAAUUUGUAAGCCAACCCCUCUGUGUGGACGCUUCUUUGCUGCUGCUGGACUGCUGUUUAAAGCCUCCCUUUUGGAUACAAGACAAGUUACAGUUGGCUGCUUGUUCCAGCUUGUUUUUAAAAUGUCACACCACAGCACUAAUUCGCAAGUUUUUCAUUGCUGCAUAUGUUGGCAAAUUGAAAAUGCCUUUCUCUGGGUCACAGUACUGCAGAACAACAUGUCUUCAUUACAUCGGGAUUGUCUUUGCUUCCUUCUAUAAAACUUGUGAUAAAUCCACAGCUGUUUCUUACCAAAUGCAUGACGCUAUUUACACUUUUUCUGAACCAACUGAGCAAAAGUAGAACCCUAGGAGAACUUUACACAUUUACUGUAAGCUGUAAAUAUUUUAAUAAAGUUUUUAUUUUAUUUAUAUUUAA